This is a messenger RNA of Pyrus x bretschneideri (Chinese white pear), 3580 nucleotides long. Its product is annotated as aconitate hydratase, cytoplasmic. Gene Ontology annotation, molecular function: 4 iron, 4 sulfur cluster binding; aconitate hydratase activity. The transcript is spliced from 20 exons. Gene Ontology annotation, cellular component: mitochondrion; cytosol. The record is from RefSeq and is a predicted model, not a curated record. NCBI's taxonomy places the organism in Eukaryota, Viridiplantae, Streptophyta, Magnoliopsida, Rosales, Rosaceae. The coding region runs from base 239 to 3223 and encodes 994 amino acids. Gene Ontology annotation, biological process: tricarboxylic acid cycle; citrate metabolic process.
UCUUUCUCCCUUCUCUCUCUCACAGGCUCAGCCCAGCCAGUCUACUUCUAGAAGCGCGGCACGCAGCCCUAGACCCCAUUCGCUCUCCACACGCCUCUUCCUCCUCCGCUCCCUUCCAUAACUCCUCUGUCUUUGUCUCUCUCUCUCUCUCUCCUCAAUCAUCACACGCUCUCUGUCUCUCUCUAAUCAAAUCCUUAUCCGCUGUCAUCGUUUUGUCUAUGAUUGCGUGAUCGUCGUCAUGUAUAUGAACACAGCGUCCUGCUCUGCCUCGUCCCUCCUCAGAGCUUCUAGGGCUCGAUUUUUCUCGUCCUCCUCCUCGGCCGUCUCCAGAACCUUCGUUUCUUCGCCCAUCAGGCCGUCGCACCACCACUUCGCCUCCCUUCGCUUUCUCAGCUCCUCCUCCGCCGCUCGCUCCUUCCCUCGCUGGAGCCACGGCGGUGUCCAUUGGCGCUCCCCCUACACGCUUCGCUCACAGAUCAGAGCCGUCGCUCCCGUCAUCGAACAGUUCCAGCGCAAGAUCGCUUCCAUGGCUUCCGAAAAUCCUUUCAAGGCAAACUUGACCAGUCUUCCCAAGCCCGGAGGCGGCGAGUUUGGCAAAUUCUACAGCCUUCCUUCUCUGAACGACCCAAGGAUUGAUAAGUUGCCCUACUCUAUCAGAAUCCUUCUGGAAUCUGCUAUCCGUAAUUGCGAUGGCUUCCAAGUCAAGAAGGAGGAUGUUGAGAAAAUUAUUGAUUGGGAAAAGAGUGCCCCAAAGCAAGUCGAAAUUCCUUUCAAGCCCGCUCGUGUGCUCUUGCAGGACUUUACUGGAGUUCCAGCUGUGGUCGACCUUGCUUGUAUGCGUGAUGCUAUGAACAAUCUUGGGAGUGAUUCUAAGAAGAUCAAUCCUUUGGUUCCUGUAGAUCUUGUUAUUGAUCAUUCAGUUCAAGUUGACGUUGCAAGAUCAGCAAAUGCAGUGCAGGCCAAUAUGGAUCUUGAAUUCCAUAGAAACAAGGAGAGAUUUGCUUUCCUUAAAUGGGGUUCGACUGCUUUCCAUAAUAUGCUUGUUGUUCCACCGGGUUCUGGCAUUGUUCAUCAGGUUAAUCUUGAAUAUCUUGGACGGGUUGUUUUCAACAAUGAUGGCUUACUCUACCCUGAUAGUGUGGUUGGAACUGAUUCCCAUACAACCAUGAUUGACGGGUUAGGAGUUGCUGGAUGGGGAGUUGGAGGUAUUGAAGCUGAAGCUACUAUGCUUGGCCAGCCAAUGAGCAUGGUGUUGCCUGGUGUUGUUGGGUUCAAGUUAUCUGGAAAGUUAAACAAUGGUGUUACUGCUACUGACUUGGUUUUGACUGUCACGCAAAUACUGAGGAAGCACGGAGUUGUCGGAAAAUUUGUUGAAUUCUAUGGGGAUGGUAUGGGUGAACUAUCAUUGGCUGACAGGGCCACUAUUGCCAAUAUGUCCCCUGAGUAUGGUGCAACCAUGGGUUUCUUCCCUGUUGAUCAUGUUACUUUGCAGUAUCUCAAAUUAACUGGCAGAAGUGACGAGACUGUGUCAAUGAUUGAAAGUUAUCUGAGGGCAAAUAAAUUGUUUGUUGACUAUAAUGAGCCUCAAUCUGAAAGGGUAUACUCAUCUUACCUAGAAUUGAACCUUUCAGAAGUCGAGCCGUGUGUCUCAGGACCCAAGAGACCUCAUGACCGUGUGACUUUGAAAGACAUGAAAUCUGAUUGGCAUGCUUGUCUUGAUAGCAAGGUUGGGUUCAAGGGAUUUGCUAUACCAAAAGAGGUGCAAAACAAAGUGGUGAAGUUUCAAUUCGAGGGACAGCCAGCAGAGCUUAAGCAUGGUAGUGUUGUGAUUGCUGCAAUCACAAGUUGCACAAAUACAUCAAACCCAAGUGUCAUGCUUGGGGCUGCUCUCGUUGCAAAGAAGGCUAGUGAACUUGGUCUACAGGUCAAGCCAUGGGUGAAAACAAGUCUUGCCCCGGGUUCUGGAGUAGUUACAAAAUAUUUACUAAACAGUGGAUUGCAAAAGUAUUUUGAUCAACAAGGUUUCCAUAUUGUUGGAUAUGGGUGCACAACAUGCAUUGGGAAUUCAGGGGAUUUGCAUGAAAGUGUUGCUUCUGCUAUAUCAGAAAAUGACAUUGUAGCAGCUGCUGUGCUCUCUGGAAACAGGAAUUUUGAGGGCCGUGUUCAUCCAUUAACAAGAGCUAAUUACCUUGCCUCUCCUCCUUUAGUGGUUGCUUAUGCCCUUGCUGGAACGGUUGACAUUGACUUUGAUAAGGAGCCAAUUGGAACAGGGAAGGAUGGUAAGAGUGUCUAUUUCAGGGACAUUUGGCCGUCCACAGAGGAGAUUGCUGAGGUAGUGCAAUCCAGCGUGUUGCCAGAUAUGUUCAAGAGCACUUACGACUCAAUUACUAAGGGCAACCCCAUGUGGAAUCAGCUAUCAGUUCCCGAAUCCAAACUGUACUCAUGGGACCCUAAUUCAACCUACAUUCAUGAGCCCCCAUACUUUAAGGGAAUGACAAUGGAUCCUCCCGGUGCCCAUGGAGUGAAGGAUGCAUACUGCUUGUUGAAUUUUGGUGACAGUAUUACAACAGAUCACAUCUCCCCAGCAGGAAGCAUCAACAAGGAUAGUCCUGCAGCCAAGUACCUUCUUGAGCGUGGGGUGGAUCGCAAAGACUUCAAUUCUUAUGGAAGUCGUCGUGGCAAUGAUGAAGUUAUGGCAAGGGGAACUUUUGCCAAUAUCCGCCUUGUUAACAAGCUUUUGAAUGGGGAAGUAGGUCCAAAAACAGUUCACAUUCCUUCCGGGGAGAAGCUCUUUGUCUUUGAUGCAGCAACUAGAUACAAGGCUGAUGGGCAUGACACUAUUGUGAUAGCUGGAGCCGAGUAUGGAAGUGGAAGCUCUAGGGAUUGGGCCGCCAAGGGCCCAAUGCUAUUGGGCGUUAAAGCAGUGAUUGCUAAAAGUUUCGAGAGAAUCCAUCGCAGUAAUUUGGUUGGAAUGGGUAUCAUUCCUCUUUGCUUCAAGGCCGGUGAGGAUGCAGACACGCUAGGAUUGACUGGUCACGAACGUUAUACCAUUGACCUCCCUAGCAACAUUAGUGAGAUUAAACCUGGCCAAGAUGUGACUGUCACAACGGACAAUGGAAAAUCUUUCACCUGCACUGUUCGCUUCGACACUGAGGUGGAAUUGGAAUACUUCAACCACGGAGGCAUUCUUCAAUACGUUAUCAGGAACCUAAGCAAGCAGUAAUUGAAUCGCGUUGUUCCGAGGACUUGUUAUCCAUCUCACUGGAAGCGUUUUCAAUUGAAUGUGAGGAAGAAAAUAAAGGCCCUAAAAUUAUAGGAAACGAUCCCUUUCCGCGGGACGGAGGCCAUUUUUGGUUAUUCAUUUUAACACUGCCCAGGUUGUGUAGGCUUGUUGGUUUGUCGGUCUUUCGACAGGGUUAAAAAUAUAGUUUCGAGCAGUAGAAUAAUUUUCCGGUUCCGAUUGUUUGCUUGUUCUAAAGCAUUUAAAUAUGUACCUUGGGUUUUCAAGGGCACCAAGAUUAUAGGCAGUGUUGUGCCUUUGAACACGAUAAACGACCAAUGUGAUAUUUUGUUCAUGGCA